UUACAUAUUUUAUAAUUAAGUACUUACCUUUUAUAUUAUUUUUAAAAUGGGACGAAUGGCUGGAAUUAAAUGGGAGAAAACUAUUCAGUGCCGACCAGUUCACAACAUAAUUUCAUCAGAUUUUCCUAAAUAUAAUCCUCAGCCUUGGAAAUUUAUGGAAGGACCAAAUCGUAUACAAUGGCUUCUAUCUUACGAAUAUUAUAGAAUGUGGUUGGACGAAAGAGAAGCUUGGAAGAAACGUAUGUAUCCUGAAAACACCACUGUAAAUGUCGAUGUUGUUAAACGUUAUGUUUUAACGUUUAAGACCACUUACCAGCCACCAAAACCUGAACAAAAAAAGCCAUUCAAAAUUAAAAAAUUUGAAGGAAUAGGUAGUAGAACUACCAAUAAACGUCCGCCAGGUGACAAAGCAAUGUUGUUCAAAAAACCUAAAAAUACUAGACCUGAUGUCCAAGAAAAACAUUAGGGUUGUUUUUCGAAAUAAAACAAAAUAUAUAUGAGGACAUAAAUAAAGCAUCUUUCAAAAGGGCGCUCAAAAAUCGAAAUAAAAAAUUAGUUACAAUGAAGUUUUA
Messenger RNA from Vanessa atalanta (red admiral), 572 nucleotides. RefSeq lists its product as uncharacterized. NCBI's taxonomy places the organism in Eukaryota, Metazoa, Arthropoda, Insecta, Lepidoptera, Nymphalidae. The coding region runs from base 47 to 466 and encodes 139 amino acids. The transcript has 3 exons. The record is from RefSeq and is a predicted model, not a curated record.